Coregonus sp. 'balchen' is the source of this 2275-nucleotide messenger RNA. The record is from the annotation of a GenBank genome assembly. Lineage: Eukaryota; Metazoa; Chordata; Actinopteri; Salmoniformes; Salmonidae.
GUCGAAUCAGUGUGCAUUUGUGAGUUGACGUUGUUUGUGGAGCGAGUCGUUUAAACUAACAGCAUGGUCGAGGCAUUCGUUGGAACUUGGAAGAUGACUUCCAGCGAGAAUUUUGAUGAAUAUAUGAAGGCAAUAGGUCAAGUAUACCUUUAAAUAAAGCUGUUUUUAAUGAACGACAAUGUUGCAUGUAGUUCUAGAACCUUACUGAAGUUGGCUAGCUAAAUAUCCGUUUGUUUCACAGGUGUGGGCUUUGCAACUCGGCAGAUGGGGAAUAUGGCGAAGCCCAACUUGCUGUUCAGCAUCGACGACGGCGUAAUAUCAAUGAAAUCCCAGAGCACAUUCAAAACUACAGAGACCAAGUUUAAAUUGAAUGAAGAAUUCGACGAGAUGACUGCAGAUGACAGGAAAACCAAGGUGGGUGCAGCAGCCACACCAUAGAAAUUCCGGUUGUUACAGUAGUGUGGUUUCCAAUUGACAUUUUCCAACUUUAAACUUGAGAUGGAGUUAUGUGCCCUCCUGACACUACGUUAUUUCCAGACUCUGGUGACCUUUGAGAACGGAAAACUGGUCCAAAAACAGACAUGGGACGGCAAGACCACCACACUCGAGCGGGAGUUGCAAGAUGGAAAAUUGAUAGCGGUAAGGUUUACUCAAACUUGAUUGCUUUCCCCUCUCUGCUUGGUUGGAAAUAAAAUAUGCAUGGUUAAUAAUAAGCGUAUUUUUGAAUAUUUAUGCUUGAUAUUGCAUAUUUAUUGCAAUAUUGUUCCAUCCAAGUUUUAAUUGUGCAAUGUUGCAUGUUAUCAUCAUUAUGCAAUUUAAAAAACGUUAAUGUCAUCCAUCUCUUGCAAGUUGCAUUCUCCCCCUGUGUCAGCAAGGAUGGCACGCGCUUUUACGCGCGAACGUGUUCCAUAUGUCCUUCAAAGUUUUGGCUGGGAAACGUGGCUUGAAAAACACUUGCAAUCAUGUGCAACCCACUUUUUUCUUUUUUACAAAACGCUGCAUUGGGAAUCUAGACAUUGCUAAUAAAACCAAUUACGUAUAUAAUGCCAUCGAGAGGCUUUGAUGCCACCGGUCGGCCAUAUUGUCACUAUCCAGUAGAAGCAGUCCUCCAUAGGAAUGAAUGGAUUUCUACAGUAUUUCAAUGAAUGUUUCAACGACAAAAUUACACUUUUUUUUUUUAUACUGUUUUAGUGGGGACAGUAACGUUAGUGCAUUCUAAAAUACUUUAAGGAAAUUGUUGUUUUUUUGCUCACAUAAUAUAAUUUAGAAGUAUGCAUUAGUGUCUGUAAUAUAAUAAAUGUGUCAAACGAAUGUAGACAUUAAUAAAUGCAUUUCUAUAGCUUCCCAAAUCUUUUUGCGAAUGAGUACUAAGAUGGCUGGGCAGUGGCAUCAAUGCAGUGCCCCGGUCAGUCAUCCAGGGUUUAAACACCAUUGGCUAAAACCUGUCAACUUAUGUAUGCUCUCAGUUCGUUACCCGACAUUGUUUGUCAGUUCCCCUUUUAUAUUUCUGUGAUAGGGUAGUAACUCCUACCCUGUCACAUUUAGCAUGCGUGAAGAUGCACUUCAAAAAAAGUUAAUGUGGUUUGGCUCAUUUCAGAAAAUGCAGUUUUUAAGUGUAACUACAAUGACCCACUGACACAAUUAGGAUGAUUUGGUGGUUGUAUCACUGCACACUGAAUGUGACAUUACAUUUGAGUUCUAGGUUCUGACAUGACGUCACUGCAUUGCAUGACCUAAAGCUUGCACUGCUCUUUUUUCCCCCCAGAAAUGUGUAAUGGAUGAUGUGGUGGCGGUGAGGACCUAUGAGAAAGAGGUGUGAUUCCAGUCUGUUGCUGAAGUGAAGAACCCCCACCAGCAAAUCCAAAUCUUUCAUAUUAUCUGUUCAAUACCCACCAUGUUAAAUGCACUGACUACUCAAUUGGUACUAAAAUCCCAUGACGCUUUCAAUAAAGUCAAUUGUUCUGCUUUGUGAAAAGUGGUAUUUCCUUCAUUGCGAUGUCUAGGUCAGUUUGGAGGCUAAAUCCUAUUCAUCCAACUUAAUCCAUGUGGAUUACAAAUGAGCAAACCUCUAGUGAAGGUCUAUCCUGAGUACUUUGGUUGUAGGUGGUGAAAACAUUCCAAUGCGUUUCAGUGCCACGUAAUUUUUCAUGUCCAGUAAAUUGCAAUGUAAUUGUAGCGCUCAGAUAAAGUAAGCUAAGCAUACACUGCAGAAUACGUUGUUUUCACAAUGUACCUAUUUUGAGAGCAGGUGACCAAGUGGAAUGUCCAAAACAUG